This is a messenger RNA of Amphimedon queenslandica, 1983 nucleotides long. RefSeq names its product lamin-L(I)-like. Gene Ontology annotation, cellular component: nuclear lamina; nuclear envelope. The transcript is spliced from 11 exons. Gene Ontology annotation, biological process: nuclear pore localization; heterochromatin formation; nuclear migration. The record is from RefSeq and is a predicted model, not a curated record. NCBI's taxonomy places the organism in Eukaryota, Metazoa, Porifera, Demospongiae, Haplosclerida, Niphatidae. Gene Ontology annotation, molecular function: structural constituent of cytoskeleton. The coding region runs from base 60 to 1883 and encodes 607 amino acids.
CUGCCUCCUCUGCAUAGAUAUUAUAGAGUAUUUUAUUUAUUAUAAUAUCUAUAUCAAGAAUGAGCCAACAGCAAGCAGUCAGCUCUCCCUCUCUCCCCACGCCGGAGAAGAGGACUAGAAUGAAAGAGAAGGAGGACCUACAACUCCUCAAUGACCGAUUCGUAACCUACAUAAACCGAGUCCGUCGCUUGAGAGAUGAGAAUGAGAAGCUGAACAUUACCCUAGAUCACAUGCAGACCACUACGCAGGAGGAGACCAGCACCCUCAAGAAGAUAUUUCAAAAGGAGCUUCAAGAUUCACGUCUUCUCACUGAUAGGACGGCCAAGGAGAAAGCACAUUAUCAGAUUCAGUAUGCUAAAAGUGAAGACAGAGUCAAAGAUUUAGAGACGGAGCUAAAGAAGUUUCAUGAAGAUUAUGAGCGCAUGCAACAAGAACUGGCUGAGGCUAAGAAAAGUGCAGAGACGUUUGAGAGCUUGUACAAAUCCUCACUUGUUGACAACCAGUCUGCUAAACAAAAGAUACAAGACCUUGAAGAAGAGAUUAAUAAAUUACAUUCUCGUCUUAAGAAUGUUCAGGAUUCUCUGGACCAGGGGACCCUUGCACUAGUUAAAAUUCAGAACCAGAAUCAGACUCUUCGUGAGGAACUUGCUUUCAAGAUGAACAGAUAUAACGAGGAGAUAAGGGCACUCACUAUAAAACAUACUGGUUUGGACACUGUACAUCGUGAUGGUGUCAAAGAGACUGAUGAUGAUUUUGCCGAACGUCUUCAGGCGGCCAUUGAUGAGGCCAGAGAAGAGAUUGAGAAAGAAACUCAGCAAUUUAAACUUGACCUUGAAGAGAGCUACAAGAUCAGGCUUGAGUCAUUGGAGUCACAGAGUCAGCAUGACGCGUCUGCUAGGGUAUGUUUUGAUGAUGAGCUGAAGAACUGUCACACUACACUGGCUAAAAAUAACAGAGACAUUGAAAAACUUCAGGAGAAGAAUGAACAGCUUGAGAGUGCUCUUAGAGAGAAGUCAAAAGAGUUGACUCAAACUAAGCAGCUCCACUCUGCUGAGAUAGCUCGCCUAAUGGAUGAGAUGCGUGCGCUGAGAGCCAAUUAUGAUCGAAAGAUGAAAGAAUAUGAAGAAUGGCUUGAUCUGAGGAUGCAGUUAGAGCAGGAGAUUGCUACCCUCUCUGCACUACUGCAGGAGGAGGAACAGAGGCUCAGUUUGCAGACCACUCCACGUGAGAAGAGACCUCGUGUUGCUCGUGACGGUGAAGGCCCUCGCUCUAAAAGGAAGAAGCAAGUCGGUGCUACAUCUUCUAAUGCUGUUGGAUUUAUGCAGAUCAUUGACGUUGAUCCUGAUGGACGCUUUGUACAAAUUAAAAACACGUCUGACAAGAUUGAGCAUCUUGGUGGUUUUAAAAUUAUACAUGAAGUGGAGAACACUGGAGAGAAGGUGGAGUUCCGUUUCCAUAGCAAAUCAAAGCUACUAGGAGGAGCUGCUGUAACAAUAUGGGCUGCAGGCAUAGAUGGUGCUGUUCAUUCUCCUCCGUCUGACAUUAUUUGGAAGGCAGUCAAUAACUGGGGCUUUGGAUCAAGGACAUCAACAUCUCUUUGCACCAAAAAUGGAGAGGUUGUUGCUACCUUUAGUCAGCAUAGAGAGGAGUCCUUCAUGGAGGUGGCAGGCAAUACCCCCCUCCCUCCUCCUUCCCUUGAAGUUGCUGAGACAGACGUUGGCAUCCAAACCUUUCCCUCCAUUCCCCCAACUGCUCCAGUAAGAGUCAGCCCCACUUCUACUUCCCAUGCUGCUUGUGAACAGGAAGAAAUUUUUUACCAGCAGGAUGAUCCUCCUCCUCCUCCCAUUGAAGAACCACCACCAAAGGAUUGCAUUAUUUCUUAGACAGUCAGUUGAUUACACCCCGUAAUAGAAAUUUUGCCCACUAGUUAUUGUUAUUAUUAUUUUCUGUGUCCUGUCCAAUAAUUUCAAUCAGAUUUUUUAA